This is a messenger RNA of Ooceraea biroi (clonal raider ant), 1638 nucleotides long. It is a transcript of the gene RfC38, whose product is annotated as replication factor C subunit RfC38. The record is from RefSeq and is a predicted model, not a curated record. Gene Ontology annotation, cellular component: nucleus; DNA replication factor C complex. Gene Ontology annotation, biological process: DNA repair; DNA-templated DNA replication. Gene Ontology annotation, molecular function: DNA binding; DNA clamp loader activity. NCBI's taxonomy places the organism in Eukaryota, Metazoa, Arthropoda, Insecta, Hymenoptera, Formicidae.
CCGAGAUCUGAUAAAUGACUGAUGAGAUUUCCAUUCUAUGCAUUCUACACACUCCUUGUACCUUCACGACCGGCUCCGAUUGUCGGUUGACAUGUUUUCGGUGUUUCCGUGCCGUUUAAAGUUUGCUUGGUUAUGUUGUCGCACAUAGCUGAAAUGAAAUAAAUUAUUAUUAGUUUUAAUUUUAUUGUGCUUUAAUUGACUUCAUCGUAUGAAUUUCUGUUAAAUAUUGUUAUUACUAAUUUGUAUAUAUAAUAUCUGUGGAGUAAUUUAGAAAUUUACUUUUGUUAGUGAAAUACAAUAGUAUUUUGGAGACCGUGUUUGAUACUCGUUAAUAAAUUUGCUCGAUUAGUAUAAUAAAAUGAGUUUGUGGGUUGACAAGUACCGUCCAACGACGCUCGCGAAGUUGGACUAUCAUCUCGAUCAGGCAGAGGACUUAAAGAAUAUGGUACAAAAACGGGACUUCCCACAUUUGUUAGUGCACGGACCACCCGGUGCAGGAAAGAGAACUCGAAUAAUGUGCAUUCUAAAGGAACUUUAUGGGAGCGCAGCGGAGAGAUUAAAAGUAGAGACGAUGCACUUUGAGACAGCGUCUAAGAAGAAAUUAGAAAUAUUGACAACAAGCAGCAAUUAUCACACAGAGGUGAAUCCGAGUGAUGCAGGAAUACACGACAGGAUCGUCGUGAUGGAGCUGAUAAAAGCGACUGCGCAAACGCAUCACAUAGACAUAGGCCAGAAAGAGUUUAAAGUGGUGCUGCUGUCAAAUGUGGAUCAGCUGACGAGGGAUGCGCAGCACGCACUCCGCCGAACGAUGGAGAAGUAUAUCGCUUCGUGCAGGUUGAUCCUCUGUGCGAACUCGACGUCGCGAGUGCUGCCCGCGAUCCGAUCGCGAUGCGUGCGAAUCCGGGUUCCGGCGCCGACGCCUGCCGAGAUCAAGAGUAUCUUGCAUUCCAUCUGCAAGCGCGAAGGGCUCACCUUGCCGGACGAAUUUGCGAAUCGAGUGAUCGUGACUAGCGACAGGAACCUCAGGCGAGCGAUAUUGAUGCUCGAGGCUUGCAAAGUCGAACAGUAUCCGUUCACCGCCGAUCAGAAAAUACCCGAGCCAGAUUGGCAGGUGCACAUACGAAAUACGGCGAGCAUGAUGGUGUCCGAGCAGUCGCCGAAGGUCCUUCUGGAUAUACGCAACAGAUUUUACGAGCUACUGACGCGCGCCAUACCGUGCGACCUGAUAUUCAGGGGGCUGCUGCAGGAGUGCGUGAAGAACUGCGACGAUCAGCUAAAGAGGGAGAUCAUCGACGUCGCGUCCGAGUACCAGCACAAACUGAUACGGGGCUCGAAGCCUAUUUUCCACUUAGAAGCCUUCGCCGCACGGUUCAUGGCGAUUUACAAGAAGUACAUUGACUCAUCCUUGGAAGGCUUCAUGUAGGCUCUUUACUUGCUCCUAUAUUUUUUAUAGUACAUUUAUAUAUAUAUUAUGACAUACGAUUACAAUUACUCCCUCGAUAUUCUCAAGUGAUUGAGCAUUGUAAAUACGUUGGCGUGAAAAUAAUUCAAGUUCCCUCGUUCCUUAUUCUGGAACUAUUUUGUUCAGCGUGUCGCUUUAAUAUAAUAAUAUUCAACAAUAAAAGAACCAAUUAUAUG